AUGGGGGGCUGCUGCUGCUGCUUCCUCGAUCGAAAGCCUCCGCGGGAAAACCCGAUGGCGAUGCAUCAGGAACAGCUCAUCCGGCGCGGAUCGAGCGCUGCCGACUACCCCUACCCAGCACCGAUGGUCACGUACAGCGAGGGGCUGGGCGCUGCAGAGAGAUUGAAGGCUGGGUUCCGGACGUUUAAAAAGAACGUCUACGAUCAGAACCCAAAGUUGUUCGGUCAGCUCAAGUCUGCCCAGUCGCCGAAGUACAUGGUGUUUGCAUGCUCUGACUCGCGUGUUUGUCCAUCAGUGACCCUUGACCUAAAGCCAGGAGAAGCCUUUACUGUCCGUAAUAUUGCCAGCCUGGUCCCAGCCUACAAGCAGAAUGUGCACUGCAAUAUCGGUUCAGCCAUCGAGUAUGCUGUGACCAUCCUCAAGGUUGAGUGUAUUGUGGUUAUUGGUCACAGCUGCUGUGGUGGAAUCAGGGCACUCCUCUCUUUGAAGGAAGAUAGACCACACACCUACUUCAUUGAAAACUGGGUCAAGAUCGGUCUGGAUAUCAAGAAGAAGGUGGAGAGAAUACAUGGCUUUCUGCCUUUUGAUGAACAAUGCACCAAGUUGGAAAUUGAGGCCGUCAAUUUGUCCCUUAGAAACCUGAAGACCUACCCAUUUGUCAUGGAUAGAUUGGCCAAGGGAACACUCAAACUCAUCGGUGCUCGCUACGACUUUGUUUGUGGCACCUUCCAGACUUGGAAUGCCUGA
Miscanthus lutarioriparius is the source of this 747-nucleotide messenger RNA. NCBI's taxonomy places the organism in Eukaryota, Viridiplantae, Streptophyta, Magnoliopsida, Poales, Poaceae. The record is from the annotation of a GenBank genome assembly.